GCAAUAAUUUCGAUAAAUCGCGAAAAAAUUUUCGAUACUUGCAUAUGUUCAGAGAAUUUCAUUGUAGGUUACAUUUUCCAUUAAAAAAAUUUCAUUUGCAUACGACGAUAAAAUUCAGCUACUUGUCAGCUGUUUGAGUUAGGGAACGCGAUAUUAAAAGAAAAUGUCAUUCGGGGAAAAAUUGACAGCUAUCAUGCAGAGGCCAGGUGAGGACCUCGUCGCCAAGGACGAUGUACCCUGGUGGUUGAAAUACUCGGGACGAGGUCUCGGUACAGUAGGAGGUGGCAUUGCGAUAAUUCUAGGAUUGUUUAAUAUUAUAACUUCAAUUUUCAACGUUAGUUGUAUAUUAGGGAGCAUUUGUUUAAUGCUUGCUGGAUUCACUGUUGUUGUUAUCGAAGCUCCUUGUUGUUGCUUAUUUUUAGAUUUCGUACAAAAUUUCAGUGAUAUGGCCGAAAAAAGACCAUAUUGGAACAGAGCUGCCUUGUAUUGUGGAUUAGGUAUAGUGCCAUUAAUUUUGUGCCUAGGUUUCUCCAUCUUUUUUGGUAGUGGAUUAAUUUUUGCAACAGGAUUAAUUUACGGAAUGAUGGCUAUUGGAAAAAAGGCAUCUUUCCAUGAAAUGAGAACAUCAGCAGCAUCGGCGACAGCUUCUCAAGCAUCAACAUCAACAACUACGAAGUCAAAUCUCGUUCAAAAUGCUCAGCCAGUGAGUUUAACUAAUCCUCCGGAUAGUAUUGUUUGACCCUUAGGAACAAAGUGGCGUUUCAUCUUACGUCUUUUAAUUGUCAAUAUAAGUGAACAUUAAAUUCAUUCAUUUAUUGCAGUGUAGUGGCCAAGCGCAUGAAUAUUUUAUGAUUUUUUUUUUAAAUUUUGAUAUUGAAUCAAAGAAAAUUUAUACAAGUUUACUUGAAACAAUUUUUCAGUCCUCAUUUAAAAUGUUUCAAGUUACUAGUCUUGAAUUGACUUUGACUCAUUUAAAUGACGAGUUUUUCAGAUGAUGAUUAUAAAAAAAGACUGUUAAUAAUAUUAUUCAUGAGUUUGGUUCACUUAAACAAUUUGCAAAUGAUUAACAAAACUUUCCAUCGUGACACUAACAAAAAAUAAUUUUUUCUUUUAUGACUAAAAAUUGGUUUACAUAUAAUAUAAUAUCUUCAUUUUUUUUUUAUUUCAAAAAAGAUUACUUAAAUUAAAAAAUAAUUUACAAUAAGAGAAUCAUUUGUAGUAGUAGUAGUAAAAGUAAUUUUAAUGAUUGAAAAAAUCAAUUUUUUGUGAAUCUCACGGUGGGAUUUUUUUUUUAAAAGAAAAAUAUACCCUGAUAUAUUAUUGGGUUUUUGGAGACAAAUUCGCAGAUGUAAUAACGUAUCAAAUAGAAAUUAAGUGCAUAUGGUAAACCUUAAGUAAAAUAAGGAGAGGAAAUGUUUUUUUUUAUUUUUUUUUUUGUCGAAAAUAUCAAUAUUUCAAGUUUUCAGAACAGGUUCUCAGUUUUAUUGUCUUUUUUUUAACACGGCAAAUUUUUUUUUUUGCUGCGCUUGUUUUUUUUUCUCAAUCAGUGUCUUCUAUGUUUUGUAAACUAAUAUUUUUUAGACUUAUUUUUUAUCUAGUCAGAAGGAAUAAUUGAAAAAAACAUUUCAUGAAUUUUUUUUACACUUCUUUUUUUUUUAUUUGUUUUAAAGAAAAAAUGUAAUUUUCUUCAUGAGGCUAGGAAACGCUUUAUUGUGACAGAAGGACUAAACAAAAAUAGAGGCUCGAUGAAUCAAUAAUUUAUUUAAGAAUUGCUUUUUGUAUUUCCCUUUUUUAUUAUAUAUUUAUAAAAGAAGAAGAAGAAGAAGAAGUAAAACUAAAUAUGAAAACAUAUCAUAUUCAUGCGAGGGCCUCGUAUUUAUGACUUAUUGUUUUUAAUAUAUCAUGAUUUACAAAAAAACAAAAAUUUUGUUUUUUUUUUUUUUUUAGAAAAAAUUGAUUUUUUUAAAUCAUUUUUAAAAAAUAAUUUUAAAUAAUAUUUAGGUCAUUUUAUUUUUUUAAGGAAUUUUUUUUUUUAAUUGUACUGAUAAAAAAUUUUCUCUUCCUUGAUUUUAUUUAUUUAAGAGCAAAAGACUUCGAGAAUCUCUUUUCUUUCAUUGUUCCAAUUUUUCAGUGGAAAGAUUUCAUAUUUCAUUGAUAGUCUACAUUAUAAUUGAGAGUGGUUCUUCUUAAGAAAAAAAGAAAAAGAAAACUUUUUUUUCUUUUUACAUAAUUGAUAUACGUCUUUCUUGAAAAAAGUUUCAUUUUGUAUGUGUAAACUUUAACGAAAUGUUUAGUAAAAAAAAAGAAUACUUUUUAAUUGAGCCAAUUAGGCCUAAUUAAUAUUAAUUAAUUAUUCAAGUGAACAGUACCAAAUGGAAUUUUUUUCUAUAGGCGUUGGUAUCUUUAAAUGAAAAAAAAUUUUCUUUUUUUUAACGAAUUAUUCGUACAUAGUUUUAAUGCGGGCACACUUGUAUUAUUACAAUAGACGUAAAUUGAAGAAAAAAAAACUCAAUAGGAGUUGUUAGAGUUAUUUAUGGCUAAAAACCUGUAUUAGGAAAAAAAAAGUAGAAUUAGUCUAGUUUAAUUAUUUACGGAUAUUCGAGACACUGACAUGACUAAUAUAAAAAAAAGAACGGACAAAUAUAUCAUUAAGAAAAAAAUAAUUUAAAUAUAUAUAAAAAAUUCAAUUGUAUUUUAAUAUCAAGAAUUUCACUUUUUUGAAAAAUUAACCAAAAAGUACAAAUAAUUGUUCAAUUAUUUUAAUAUUAUUAAAUAAUAAUUACUGAAAAUUUUAUAUUUUAAAAAUAUAAUUUUUAACGAAUUGUUUAUUGACUCGUUUAAAUCAAUGAAUCGAAUAUCCUUAAUAAUGCAAAUUAAAGACAUCUAGAAAUUGUGUUUCAUUUUGUGGAAAAAAAAAACAUUCCAAGCUUUCAAAAAUUACUCUAAUCGUGAGAUUAUUUGAUAGAAAUAAAAAUGCCGGUGGUAUUUAGAGAGAACCGAAGCGUUCUCAAUUAUUAUAUUAUAAAUAUAUAUGUCAAUCGUAUUGAUCUAGUUCAGCAAAGAUAAAACGAAUUUUAAUGAAUGUGUUACUUCACGUCUGAAGGAAUAGUUUAUCAGAUAGAAUGAAUGCUGUUUUAUAAUUUAUAAGACUAGCAAAGGGCUUCUUUAAAAUAUUUUUGAAGCUUCCACGAUAAAAUUAUAGAAUAUCCACUUCCAAUAAAUAAAUUUUUAGCCUAUUUACAUGAGAAAGAGAGAGAGAGGAUGCCUAAGGGACAAUUCAAAUUUUUAUGUAAUUUUUUUUUUCCUUUUCAUGUUUUGUAUAUAUAAUAUGUACACGUAUAUUACUGCGUUAAUAUAAUAUAAUAAUAGACGUCCCUUGUUAUUAUGAAAAAAAAAAAAAAUAAGUUUUGUCAUUAGAUAAAAUUAUCACAGGCAAAACUAUUUUUCGUCUUAUAAUGCGGUGCAAGUGAAAUUAAACUUGUAUGACUAAGUUCGCGAGAAUGACUAAGUUUUUUUUUUUAUUAGAUAAUGUAUACUGAAUUUAAGUCCUGGGCAGAGAGAAUUACCUUUUUUUUUCUUGUAACUAUUGAAAGUUACUUUUGAGAAAAAAAUAAUAGUAACAUGUAACUUAAUCCACGACUGCAUAAAGUAAUUCAAUUAUAAUUAUAUUAAUGGAAAAAAAAAAUUGACCUACCAUGUUCGUUAUGUAUGUGUGUAAUGUAAUAAAAUUGUCAAUAUAAUAUUGAUUAUUGGUAAGGUAAAA
This is a messenger RNA of Leptopilina boulardi, 3763 nucleotides long. RefSeq names its product calcium channel flower (gene fwe). The record is from RefSeq and is a predicted model, not a curated record. Gene Ontology annotation, biological process: vesicle-mediated transport. NCBI's taxonomy places the organism in Eukaryota, Metazoa, Arthropoda, Insecta, Hymenoptera, Figitidae. The transcript has 5 exons. Bases 164 to 739 code for a protein of 191 amino acids. Gene Ontology annotation, cellular component: membrane.